Vigna umbellata (rice bean) is the source of this 2032-nucleotide messenger RNA. NCBI's taxonomy places the organism in Eukaryota, Viridiplantae, Streptophyta, Magnoliopsida, Fabales, Fabaceae. The record is from RefSeq and is a predicted model, not a curated record.
AUGACUUGCAGAAGAAAAAUCCAAUCAAUUCUGAUUGCCAACAAUAUCAUUCGACAUAGUGCAUUGUCUUUCAGAAAAGGUUAUUCCUGCCUAAAGAGAACACCUUUUGGGUUGAAUAAAUUUAAGGACGUGGAGUAUAGCCAUAAAUCUCCUGUACAUAUUUCAGUUAAGAAAUUUUCUGACAUGUCAUAUGGCAUGUUGGAGGAAAGGAGAUGUGAAGAAGAGUUGGUUCCUUUACAUCCCUCUAAUAGUCAGGUUAAGAUUAUGGGAUUAACUCGAUCUCCCAUGACCCUUGGUAAACAAUACUGGGUUGAGGAAUGUUAUAAAUUAUCUAAAAGUAAAAACGAAAUGCACUUGCAGAAUAACAGGGUUGCGCCGAAUGCAGUUACUUCCACUGGUCAGGAACAGGCUGUUUCUAGUAGUGUGAAGCACACUCAUGUGCAGCAGGAUCUUGAUGAACCUGCCUUGCCUUCUGUUAAACAUUCUAAAUUAAAGAACUCAAAAGAGUUGCUUGACACCAAAAGGGUGGACACUCUGUUAAAGGUACCUCCAUCAAAGAUCCUUAAGGAGAAGGUUGAUAAAGUUGAAGACAAAUGCAAUUUGGAGACAAUUGCAAAGUAUGAAGCCAAUGCAACAUCUGUUAAAAAGGCACGUAGUUCUGAACAAUUAAAACUUCGAGGCAGACUUUGUAGUAUCUAUGAAGACAUAUUGGUUGUUAAUAAUAUUUCUCUUGCUGAGGAAGUUGCUAAGAUGCUUACAGUAAAUUACAGGCAUCUUAUUCAUGCAUGUGAUACUGAGGUGGCCAAGAUAGAUGUCAAACAAGAAACACCUGUAGAUCAUGGGGAGAUAAUAUGCUUCAGUAUUUAUUCGGGUCCAGAAGCUGAUUUUGGAGGUGGAAAGUCAUGUAUUUGGGUAGAUGUACUUGACGGUGGAGGUAAAGAGAUCUUUAAUAAGUUUGCUGAGUUUUUUCAAGAUUCAUCCAUCAAAAAGGUCUGGCAUAACUAUAGCUUUGACUGUCAUGUUAUACAAAACUAUGGAUUUAAGGUUUCUGGAUUUCAUGCUGAUACAAUGCACAUGGCACGGCUGUGGGAUUCAUCAAGGCGCUGGGUUGGUGGUUAUUCUCUUGAAGGACUUACAGGUGACAGAGAGGUAAUGGCUAGGGCUAAGCUGGACCAUGAAAAGGAUUUGAUUGGUAAGGUGUCCAUGACAACUAUAUUUGGCCAGAAAAAGGUGAAGAUAGAUGGAUCUGAGGGUAAAAUGACUACCAUUGUUCCUGUUGAUGUGCUGCAGAGAGAUGAGCGAAUACCUUGGAUAUGUUACUCUGUCUUAGAUGCUAGAAGCACUCUAAAGCUUUAUGAGAGCCUAAAAAGUCAUCUUUCAGACAUGCCUUGGAAUCUUGAUAGUCUACCUGUUUUACACAAAAACAUGUAUGAUUUCUAUCAGGAAUAUUGGCAGCCAUUUGGUGAGCUUCUAGUCAAAAUGGAAUCAGAGGGAAUGUUAGUUGAUCGGUUAUAUCUUAAAGGCAUAGAAGACGUGGCCAAAGCAGAGCAAGAGGCAGCUGUUAAUAGAUUCCGAAAAUGGGCAUCUAGAUAUUGUCCUGAUGCCAAGUAUAUGAAUGUUGGAAGUGAUGCACAGUUGCGAGUACUUCUCUUUGGUGGCACCAUUAACAGGUGCUCAUCAUUUAAAUCUUGCGCGGAGCAUGUUUCUAUCUUAAAAAAUUGAUGGUUUUGAAGUAGAAAUUGAUAUACAAUAUUUUCUUUGGUGAAUGAUAUCAUGCAAUCUGAACUAUACUGAAAUAUGCUUUGUAAAAAUACUAGAGAUAUUCAUUAUGUUGAUAUCAUUAUAGUUUAUCAAGCAUGCUUUUUCUCUUAAAAAAAUUGGUUGCUACAUGAAGGCUCCUGUUAAUACUAACUGCAUAUAUGUGGUAGUUGAUUUUUGGGGAAAGACCUGUUUGGUAUUAUACUGAGACUCUUGUUUGUUUUGUUUUAAUAACUUGAUCAUAUUUUAUGAAUUAUGUUAACUAGCUUCUUUA